AGUUUAUAGUUUUAGAGAUUAAAUUGAUUGAAUUUAAAGUUUGGAGAGUUUAAGUAGAAUUAAGUAAAAGUUGAAUGACCAUAACUCAAUUAUCCCAAUUUUGCUUAACACAUGGCAUUGUCCCAACCAAGUUUUUUGGUCUUUGUCGGUGGAAGCUUGGAUAAGCCUCCAAAAGGCUCCCAAAAGGCUCCCAAAAGCCUCAUUUGGUUUUUCUAUGUCUUCCUCUUCCACUUCCAUCCUUUUCUUCCUCCUUUCUCCAACCAAGGUUAAGGUCAUUUUGUUAGAUCAGUAGAUCGAGGUAGCAGCGUCUCAGUUUAGGAGCUCUUGGCACGAGACUCGCAUGUUCGUUGUAUGUCAAAGCUAGGACCUCGUGUUUUCAAUAAGGAGGCAGAUCGAUAUCUUACCAAAACCAUGACCCAGCUUUUGUUUUUCGGAAAGCUUUGGAGAAAAAAUUUGCCUCAUAUAAUUUUUAUGUAAAUUGACUUUAUGUAUAAAACUUUUAAAUUAAU
Rubroshorea leprosula is the source of this 509-nucleotide messenger RNA. Lineage: Eukaryota; Viridiplantae; Streptophyta; Magnoliopsida; Malvales; Dipterocarpaceae. The record is from the annotation of a GenBank genome assembly.